CGUGAAGCGCACUUCUGUGUUCUCGCUGAGAACUGCGAUGAGCCUAUGUACGUGAAACUUGUGGAAGCCCUCUGCAAUGAGCACAACAUCCCACUCAUCAAAGUCGCCGACAAGAAGAUCAUUGGCGAAUGGUGUGGACUUUGCAAGUAUGACAAAGAAGGGAAAGCACGCAAGGUUGUCGGAUGCUCAUGCGCUGUAGUCAAAGACUACGGAAAUGAGGAGCAAGGCAAACAAGUUUUGCAGCAGUACUUUGACUCAAAGAAGUGA
Molecule: messenger RNA, 267 nt
Organism: Strongylus vulgaris
Lineage: Eukaryota; Metazoa; Nematoda; Chromadorea; Rhabditida; Strongylidae
Source: the annotation of a GenBank genome assembly